Messenger RNA from Cricetulus griseus (Chinese hamster), 3192 nucleotides. Lineage: Eukaryota; Metazoa; Chordata; Mammalia; Rodentia; Cricetidae. The record is from RefSeq and is a predicted model, not a curated record.
AGAGAUCAUAGGGUCCUGAUCACUCAGCACCCUGUUUCUUGCUUACUUACCCUCCUGAUCCUGACACAUCGUGAGUAAAGUCAGUAGACACACUCUGGUCACACUGGGAGUGGGGGUUGUCUAACCUAUUACAAGAUGCUGGGAAGAGCUCUUGGAAUUUGCAACCACUUGGGGACAUGUGAAUGUCUUACCCCCUGUAUUUCCUCCCAAUUGAAAGGAGGUAAGGGGAUUGUCAACUUUAAGCUGUGCAAAUGUGGAUCUGAGCUUCCUCUACAUGCGUGACGGGUCAUUGGUACCUCUUGAAAUCCAAAGGCGAGCCUGGACUCUGGAAUUGGGGUGUUCGGAAUCCAGCUAGAAACUGAAUCUGGAUUUGCGGCAAUGCCCUUUCUAUUCCAGGGUUCCUCACAUCUGUUUAUGGAAUUCAGAGUCAUGGUUGGCUGAGCUGGAGUCUUAUGAUGUGCCACAUGCAUGGAUUUUGGGGAAGUGUUUGGAGAUGAUCUUGUGACUGGACCUAGUUGGGGAUUUUAAUGAUUGAGAUGCAGUGCUCAUCAGAUUCUACCAUCUGAGAGUUUAGUGGAGUCACAUGUAUAUCCGUCAGCCCGUCGUGGUUGAUCCAAGGGUUGUAAAUAAUAGAUGUUACAUUGGGUGGCUUGCUUUCUUUUCUUAAUGCUGCAUUUGGGUCGUGAGCCUUGGGCUGCAUGACGCUAGGCAAGCACACCACCACUGAGUUAUGUUCCUCAGUCCUCUUUUAACUUCCAUUUUAGACGGGAGCUCACCAAGUUUCCUAGGCUAGGCUUGAACUUGUAAGUCUGCUCUUCCUUAUUCAGAGACAGCAUCUCACUAUAUAGCCUUGGCUGACUUCAGACUCACUCUGUAGAACUGGUCUGACCUUGACCUCCCCUGCCCCUGCUGCCUUGUGCCAGGAGUGGGGUAAAGGUGUGCCCACAGCCAGCUGUGAUUUGGCUUUAGAUUCCUGACUGCCUGCACCAUUACACACCUUCAGCUUUCUGUUUACUUUAAACCAUUUCACCCUGACUUUCUGCACAGCCAUAAUGGGUUGGAACAGCUCCUCCCUGCCCAGAAACAGUAACAUUAGCCAGCAGUCACAAAAUUUUUUUAAAAUGUUUAAAUUGGAGCCUUCUAUUGCCGUAUAUUGCUCUUUGGUGUGUCUCCACCCCCCCCCCCCCCCCACACACACACCAUGUGCACGUGGCUCUGUGCCCCCUAUCAUCUCAGAAGAGGAUCUGAGACAGAGUUGAAAAUGGUUCAGGGGUUGGGGUGGGGGUAGGCCAUGACUAAAAGGGUAGAAAACGAUGGAAUUCUCCAAUAAGACAUUCUGAGAAGGGGUGGAGACAACUAGAUCUGUGUCUUUUUCAUUUCCUCACCAAAGCCUCAAUAUGAAUAAUUUGCUGUCAUAUUUUUCCCCCAAAGAGUCAGAUGAAACUGAACACUUAGCAGCUCUCAGGAACUUUGUGCAAACGUGUGUCCAUCCUUCCACCCUAACCCCCCUCUCAUCCUAUCCCUGCCUCCCUCCCUCAUCCAAAUUUUCCAGCCAUCGCUGGAGUUGACUUCCGCAAUCCUGAUGGAAUAAAUCUAGCCACCCUUAGUCUCCCACUCACAGUAGCCACACUUGCUGUCUGAAAGGAGCCUAGACAACAGAUUCUCAACAACAGGCUGGCUUAGACUGAACCUCCUGUCGAUGGAAGUCUCCCCUAAUUAUUCCUCUCACAGGAUGUGGGUGUUCAAGUUUCUGCUGCUACCCAUGUUGAGCUUCGCUCUGUACCCUGAGGAGAUGCUGGAUACCCAGUGGGAGCUAUGGAAGAAGACCCAUAGGAAGCAGUAUAACAGCAAGGUGGAUGAAAUCUCUCGGCGUUUAAUUUGGGAAAAAAACCUGAAGCAUAUUUCUAUCCAUAACCUUGAGGCCUCUCUUGGUGUCCAUACGUAUGAACUGGCCAUGAAUCACUUGGGAGACAUGACCAGUGAAGAAGUGGUUCAGAAGAUGACAGGACUCAAAUUACCACCUUCUCACUCCCACAGUAAUGACACUCUCUACAUCCCAGAGUGGGAAGGCAGAGCCCCAGAUGCCAUCGACUAUCGAAAGAAAGGAUAUGUUACUCCAGUCAAAAAUCAGGGUGAGUGUGGUUCCUGUUGGGCUUUUAGCUCUGCAGGUGCCCUGGAGGGCCAACUCAAGAAGAAGACAGGCAAACUCUUAAAUCUCAGUCCUCAGAAUCUUGUGGAUUGUGUGUCUGAGAAUUACGGCUGUGGAGGCGGCUAUAUGACCACUGCCUUCCGGUAUGUGCAGACGAAUGGGGGCAUUGACUCUGAAGAUGCUUAUCCAUAUGUGGGUCAGGAUCAAAGUUGUAUGUACAACCCAACAGCAAAGGCAGCUAAAUGCAGAGGGUACAGAGAGAUCCCUGUGGGCAGUGAGAAGGCCCUGAAGAGAGCAGUGGCUCGGGUGGGACCCAUCUCUGUGUCAAUUGACGCCAGCUUGACCUCUUUCCAGUUUUACAGCAGAGGUGUGUACUAUGACGAAAAUUGCGACGGUGAUAAUGUGAACCAUGCCGUGUUGGUAGUGGGCUAUGGCGCCCAGAAGGGAAACAAGCACUGGAUAAUUAAGAACAGCUGGGGAGAAAGCUGGGGAAACAAAGGAUAUGUUCUCUUGGCUCGGAAUAGAAACAACGCGUGUGGCAUUACCAACCUGGCCAGCUUCCCCAAGAUGUGAUUCCAGCCAGCCAACCCAUCCUGUUCUCCUGUUCCUUCUUUGAUGGUGCCAUGUAUCUGUGUAUUUUGGAGGGAGUUAACAAAGCACUCCUGAAGCGGAUUGUUGUCACGAAGACUGCUUAGUUUCUCUUCAUUGGUGCUCCCAGUGACACCUCUGUAACUUUGCUUCUCUCCACCCAAGCCCCCUUUCUUUGUGGACACAAUAGGAAACUCUCUGAGAGUUAUAUUUAGACUCUUAAGCUCUCUGGCCACAGACUCACCUGAUGCUGUGCAGACAGACACUGGAGGUCCCCAGCAGGCUGGAGGGACUUCCCAAGUCCCUGUCUCCCAUAUGCUCCAGGGCACAUUUCUGUUUUCCACCAAGAUCCACAAACUGAUUCAUAAUUCUUUGACAAAUCUACACAAUAAAUAUGUGUGCUUUUCUUUCUCUGAAUUUAAAAUAAAGUAUCUCAUUUACAAUUUAAUAAGUGA